Hibiscus syriacus is the source of this 1678-nucleotide messenger RNA. RefSeq names its product laccase-4-like. Gene Ontology annotation, molecular function: copper ion binding; hydroquinone:oxygen oxidoreductase activity. Gene Ontology annotation, biological process: lignin catabolic process. Lineage: Eukaryota; Viridiplantae; Streptophyta; Magnoliopsida; Malvales; Malvaceae. Gene Ontology annotation, cellular component: apoplast. The coding region runs from base 7 to 1677 and encodes 556 amino acids. The record is from RefSeq and is a predicted model, not a curated record. The transcript is spliced from 5 exons.
GAGAAAAUGAACUCUUGGGUUCAAAUUUCACUUCUUGUCGCAUUCUUCUUGCCUGUUCUUGUCGACUCUGCUGUUCGACACUACAAGUUCAAUGUGGAAAUGAAGAAUACAACUAGAUUAUGUUCCAGUAAAUCGGUUGUGACCGUCAAUGGCGAAUUCCCCGGACCGACUUUAUACGCUAGAGAGGACGAUACAGUGCUUGUCAAAGUCGUUAACCAUGUCAAAUACAAUGUUUCUAUACAUUGGCAUGGUAUAAGGCAACUUCGAACAGGUUGGGCAGAUGGUCCGGCAUAUAUUACACAAUGUCCAAUCCAGACAGGGCAAAGUUAUGUGUAUAACUUUACCAUCACAGGCCAAAGAGGCACACUGCUAUGGCAUGCACAUAUUCUCUGGCUAAGGUCCACGGUCCAUGGGGCGAUUGUUAUCUUGCCUAAGCCCGGUGUGCCUUAUCCGUUCCCGAAACCGGACGAUGAAGUUGUUGUUGUGCUAGGUGAGUGGUGGAAAUCUGAUACCGAAGAUGUCAUCAAUGAAGCACUCAAGUCUGGAUUGGCACCGAAUGUCUCGGAUGCUCACACCAUUAAUGGCCAUCCCGGACCAAUCUCCAAUUGUCCUUCCCAGGGAGGAUUCACAUUGCCGGUUGAAAAUGGAAAGACCUAUAUGCUACGCCUCAUCAAUGCUGCACUCAAUGAAGAGCUCUUUUUCAAGAUUGCCGAUCACAAGCUCACCGUCGUUGAAGUCGACGCCACAUAUGUUAAACCAUUCAAAAUCGAUACGAUUGUAAUUGCCCCAGGCCAAACCACAAAUGUCCUAGUCUCAGCCAAUCAAAAGUCCGGUAAGUACUUGGUCGCAGCCUCCCCUUUUAUGGACUCUCCUAUUGCGGUCGAUAAUUUUACCGCAACAGCAACCUUGCACUACACGGGCACACUCGCCAGCAGCGCCACAACUCUCACUACCCCACCACCGCAAAACGCCACACCAAUUGCUAACAGCUUUACAAACUCUCUCCGCGCCCUCAAUUCCAAGAAAUACCCUGCCUUAGUCCCACAAACCAUCGAUCACAAUCUUUUCUUCACGGUUGGGCUCGGCAUCAACCCUUGUUCGACUUGCAAAGCCGGUAACGGAAGUCGUGCAGUAGCUGCUAUUAACAACGUGACAUUCGUUAUGCCUACUACGGCCUUACUUCAAGCACAUUAUUUCAACAUCAGCGGUGUUUUCACCACUGAUUUCCCCGGUAACCCGCCACACGUGUUUAACUACACCGGAACGCCACCAAGUAAUUUACAGACCACAAAUGGAACAAAGGUCUUCAGACUGGCUUAUAACUCGACAGUAGAACUUGUUUUGCAAGAUACCGGGAUCUUAGCCCCUGAGAACCACCCCAUCCACUUGCAUGGAUUCAAUUUCUUCGCCGUCGGUAGGGGACUCGGAAACUAUAAUCCGAAAGCCAAUCCUCGAAACUUUAAUCUGGUGGAUCCGGUAGAGAGGAACACAAUUGGGGUACCAACCGGUGGAUGGGUAGCUAUAAGAUUCCGUGCAGAUAACCCAGGAGUUUGGUUCAUGCAUUGCCAUUUAGAAAUUCAUACGACAUGGGGAUUGAAGAUGGCAUUCUUGGUAGACAAUGGAAAAGGACCUAAUGAGUCGCUUCUUCCACCUCCAAGUGAUUAUCCAAAAUGUUAAG